Molecule: messenger RNA, 753 nt
Organism: Hyaloperonospora brassicae
Lineage: Eukaryota; Oomycota; Peronosporomycetes; Peronosporales; Peronosporaceae
Source: the annotation of a GenBank genome assembly
AUGGGCGUCGACCCGAGUAGUAGAGCCAGGUCAACCGUCAGGAAGGAGAACGAUCUCCAAAUUCCGCGCCACGUUGCAGUCAUCAUUGAUGGCAACCGCCGCUACGGUAAACUCAAGUACGGCUCCGGUACUCGUGGCCACUCGGACGGAACGAAGACCGUGAUGAAAUUCACGGACUGGUGCAUCGAUGCUGGUGUGAAGGUGCUCACCGUCUUUGCCUUUUCCACAGAAAACUGGAAGCGCGAGAAAAGCGAAGUCGACACGCUCAUGAAGCUCAUUGAUGGAUUCGUCCAUGACACGCUGGGCGAGGCUCUAACCCGCAACAUCAGAGUGCGCAUGCUCGCGUCCGACAGUAGCAAGCUGCCGGCAUUCCUUAUUGACUCAUUCAAUGCGGUCGAGGCCAAGACCCGGCACUGCGACGCGUUCCACCUCAACCUUUGCGUCAGCUACGGCGCUCGCGAUGAAAUUGUUCAAGCGUGUAAGAAAAUCGCUGCCGAGGUUGUGCAGGGCAAGACGGCUAUCGACGACAUCGACGAAGUUCUGCUCAGUAACCGCAUGCUCACAGCCGGUUUACCGGACCCGGACGUCGUGAUACGUACAUCAGGAGAGCUUCGCAUCAGCAAUUUCUUGCUCUUCCAGAUUGCCUACGCAGAGCUCAUUUUCAUGGACAAAUUUUGGCCAGAGGUGACCCGCGACGAUUUGCAGGAUAUCAUCGUCGAGUACAACCGUCGCAAGCGCCGUUUUGGCAAGUAA